AUGAGCCCAAGACGGAUCGGGGCUUCCUUGGGACCUUUUCCUUGGGAACGCAAACCUAAGAGGUUGAGGUCCUGUGCCCUUGCAGACCCAAAAAAUGUGGAGUUUCAGCAUUUACCUCUGGAAUCUGAUCGCCUGGACAAACCGAUUGGCACCAGUGGAUUGAAUACCCUUUUGGACUAUGAGGAUCAGUAUUUGCGCUAUGGUGAUCUCAAAAGCCUUCCACGAUCCCAGGAUGUAUUUCGAAAAAUCGAAAAGGACCCUAUCCUAUCCCUGCGACUUCCGAGACCAGAUGCAACGGCUGGCAAAGUGCUAGAGCAUGCAUGCUGCACAUUUGAACGCUUGCUCUCUGACAACAAGCCAAUGACCUUUAAGUUUGGAAUUACACACGUGUUAAAGGCUGCAAGAAUGAGCGAAGUGGAGGGGACACCCUUCAAGCCCUUCAAGAUGCAGAUAGUGGCCAGCAGCCUCAGCCAAAUCCUCACUGCAAAGGCUGUGGCCGAAGACUUUGGAGUGGAACAAUGUGCUAAAAAUGGCAUUUCCUUAUGGUCCAAAGCUGAUGUAACACACCCUGAACGGGAUGUCUUCCGGAUUUGCAUUUUGGGUGUCAAAGGCGAUGCUCCAUAUUUGUCCAAGGUGGCUCACUUCUACAGAUCCUACAACACUUUUGCUAAACGUGGAGAUGAGAGAGGUCCACCAAAAGGUUGCUGCCCAUACUGUCUUGCAGGGACAUCCUUGUGCGCUGCUGAGGAGAUAGCCACAGCAACACCAAAAUGGUUGCCUACUGUUGCUGUGAAGCUGCCAUGGACUCGGGAGCCUGCUAUCAUCAAGCAUCUGAUGCAUGAUCGUGGUGAUCCGGCUUCGUUCUUCAAAUCGGACAUCUGGCAUGUGUUCCAUUUGGGCUUUGGUCGUUCCUGGAUUAGCAGUGUUAUCCAGUUGCUCCUACCAUUUUUGCCUUGUUCGAAUUUGGACGAAAAGUGGGACUACCUGACAGACCACUACAUGCAAUGGUGUCGUGCAAACAACAAGCAGUCCCACGUCAGCCGCAUCAGUGCGUACCUCGUGUCGUAUGGUGAUGCCACAGGAGCCAUGGGGAAUUGGCAUAAAGGAGCUCUAACAACAAAUCUGAGCCAAUGGCUUGUCGAUUUACUGGGUUCAGAAGGUCGUGAUCCUGAUGGUUUGCUGGUGAAAUGCCGGGAAGCCACAUUUCGAGUUAAUUCAUUGUUCAGCACGCUUUACAAAGCCGGCGCAUUUCUGGGGGAAUCUGAAUGUGCGCACGUUGCUGAGCAGGGCUUGCGCUUUCUAGCAGUUUAUGCAGAACUUGCGUUGCGAAUGUACAGAGCCAAUCGGCAGUUUCUGUUUCCGUUGUAUCCCAAGCUUCAUAUUUGGCACCAUCUGAUUUUAACAGUGAAGCAGUCUGGAGAGCGCAAUCAAAGCGCCAUCAAUCCAGCUAUGUACGCCUGCCAGAUCGAUGAAGACCUGAUAGGAAAGGCUUCACGACUGAGCCGAAGGGUAAAUAUCCGAAAAGUCGCUUCACGGACCUUAGAAAGGUACCUUGCAGCUGCAUACGCAGCCUUCUCGAAGGAAGGCUGGCUGUCUUAG
Molecule: messenger RNA, 1599 nt
Organism: Cladocopium goreaui
Lineage: Eukaryota; Dinophyceae; Suessiales; Symbiodiniaceae
Source: the annotation of a GenBank genome assembly